AGGUUCAAGUCCCCUCUCAGGGCCACUAGUCCAUCCAUCAAAUGGCCUCCAAACAGGCGCUUAUGGUAGAGGAAGGCAAGUCACCGACUAACCAAGCUGUUUUUGAGAAGAAUGCUGAAAAAGUUGUAUUUGAACUUGAGCCGAAAACAAUUGGCUUAACAAAAGAGCAACUGGAAAAAUAUCGAAAUGAUCCAUUCUGGAGACCGCUUAGGACCAUUCUGUUCGUGCUUUUCUGGGUAGCAUGGAUUGCGAUGUUCGCCGGAGCCAUUCUUAUCGUUGUUUUGUCGCCGAAAUGUGCCGUGAAACAAAAACCCGAGUGGUGGCAAACGAAGGUCUCAUAUCAGGUCCUCACCCCAACUUUCCAUGACACAGACAACGAUGGCGUUGGCGAUUUCAAAGGAAUCACCGAGAAGCUCGAUUUACUGAAGAAGAUCGGUGUGACCACUGUUUACCCCACACCGGUAAUUGAGAUCCAAAAGGAUGAAUAUUUCAACCCUUACGAUGUGACCGACCAUCUUCAAGUGGACAAGCGCUUCGGUAGCGAAGCAGAUUUCAAAGAACUCGUCGAUGCCGCUCACAAUAGAGAUAUGCAUGUUGUCAUGGAUUUGCCAAUAACAUCGGUAUCUGUCCAACAUCCAUGGUUUCGUGAUGGCGAAACUGACAAUUUUGUCACGGCAAAGCAAGGCUCUGCUGCUUUCGAUCAAGAGAAUUAUCACCAGUUCCCUGCUGAUAACACCACAAAAUAUCUGGGCUAUCCUACAGCUGCAAAUCCGGUGCUGAAUUGGUCGAAUGCGAAAGUAAAGGAUACGAUCGUAGAGGCUAUCAAGAAAUAUUUGCAGAUUGGGGUGGAUGGUUUCCAUAUAGAUCACAUCAGCCAGCUAGCACUCGAUGAGAAUGGAAAUCCUAGUCACGACAACGCUUUGGCUGCUCUCAAAGAUUUGACCUCUACGAUCAAAGAGUUCAUCGAAAGCAAAGACAACCUCAAAGAGAAGAAAAUAGUACUCUCCUCUUCGCAUCGUGAUAUUGGAGAAAUUCAUGCAAAAGCUAGGGAAACUGGAGAUUUACACUAUGUCGUAGAUGAUUCGUUUGCCAGACUUUCGUCGGAAAAAUGCACAGAAGGAGUAGCUGCCUGUGCUCAUAGUGCUUUAUCAGCAUCGGAUGCAAGACAUCAGGCUGACUCGUUGAUACCAUACUGGCAAUUUUCAAAUGCUGACAACAGCCGACUUGCUUCUCGCUUCGACUCCGACACUGCUAAUCUUUUGAAUUUCAUGCAGCUUACCCUACCCGGAGCACUGUCGCUUUAUUAUGGUCAAGAACUGGGGCUUAAAGAUGUGGGUACACCUCCAAGCCCUCGAGGAAUCAUGCAAUGGACUCCAGCUGGCAAAGAUCACCAUGGCUUCCUUUCUUCCACAGAGGCUAACAUUGGAAAAUUAUUCUUUGCCGAGAGCGAGGACCUAAAAGACGAAGAUAAUUUCGAGACGCAAUACGCUCAAGAAAAUUCAGCUUUGAAAUUGUACCAGAAGCUUGCAAAAAUGCGACAGCGUGAUGAUGCGCUGAUUCUUGGUGGUACGGUAAAAGAUGAAGUAGUUGAUGAUACAAUCGUCUACUCGCGCUAUGUAAAAUCUGGCAAUGGAACCGCAUCUGGAAAUGCCUAUAUCGUAGCCCUAAACUUUGGCUCGAACGAAUCGGCGCUAGACUUCAAUCGCUUCACAAGCACCGAGGUUAUUCCCACUAACAAGAAUUUAGCCAAUGCAGAAGUAGCUGCUGUCACUCCCGGUGUGGAACAGUACCAUGCACGUCAGAAGUUGGAUCUAUCAACAGAAAAAAUGACACUGCCUCCUAAACAAGGCGCUUUGAUUAGAAUAUGA
Molecule: messenger RNA, 1868 nt
Organism: Cylicocyclus nassatus
Lineage: Eukaryota; Metazoa; Nematoda; Chromadorea; Rhabditida; Strongylidae
Source: the annotation of a GenBank genome assembly